UUCAUCUCCUAAUAAAUCAAUUAUUCUCUCUCUCUCUCUCUCUCUCUCUCUCUCUCUCUCUUAUGGACAAAGGAUGGGGACUCACCCUUGAUACUUCUUCCUCUCCAUCCCUCCCAUUAUUUCCUUCCAAACAGCCACCCACAACCAUAAACUCUUUCUCUAACGAUAACAUGUUCCCUCUUCUCGGUUUCCCUGUCAACCUUAGAACCGUCACCAACAAGGAAGACGAUGAUAACCGCAAAGUCCUCGGUGAAGUCGACUUUUUCUCUGAUAGAAACGUUAAACCCAACAUCAUCAAGAAGGAAAUUGAUGACAAACCUCUCCAAGUAAAUACUGGUUUACAACUCCUUACUGCUAACACCGGGAGCGAUCAAUCUACUGUGGAUGAUGGGGUUUCAUCUGAUGCUGAAGAUAAGCGAGCCAAGACAACUGAGCUUGCACAGUUGCAAGGGGAGCUUCAACGCAUGAAUGCGGAGAACAAGAAGCUGAAAGAGAUGCUCAGCCAUGUGAGCGGUAACUACACGGCCUUGCAGAUGCAUCUUAUGACUUUGAUGCAACAAAACCAGCGCACGGAAAGCACUGAAAAUGAGGUUGUUCAAGGAAAAACUGAGGAGAAAAUUCACGGUGUUGGUGAGGGAAAGGUACCGAAACAGUUUCUUGAUAUAGGUCCUAGUGGUACAGCUGAAGUUGAUGAUCAAGUAUCCGAUUCUUCUUCUGAAGAAAGAACAAGAUCGAGCACACCUCAGAACAAUAACACUGAAGUUGGAACAAGAGAUUGCGUGAGAAAUAAUACCAAUAAUAGUAAAAAUGAGUCGGGUAGGGAAGAGAGUCUAGACUCAGAGUCACAAGGUUGGGCUCCCAACAAGCUUCAAAAGCUAAACCCUUCCAGUUCUAUGGAUCAAUCCACUGCAGAAGCUACAAUGAGAAAAGCACGGGUCUCAGUUCGUGCCAGAUCGGAAGCUCCCAUGAUCAGUGAUGGGUGCCAAUGGCGAAAAUAUGGACAAAAAAUGGCUAAGGGAAACCCAUGUCCUCGAGCUUAUUAUAGAUGCACCAUGGCAGUUGGUUGUCCAGUUCGCAAACAAGUUCAACGUUGUGCUGAGGAUAGAACAAUUUUGGUGACAACAUAUGAAGGCACACAUAACCAUCCACUGCCACCAGCGGCUAUGGCAAUGGCAUCAACAACAACAGCUGCUGCUAGCAUGUUGUUGUCAGGGUCAAUGUCCAGUGCAGAUGGAAUAAUGAACCCCAAUUUGCUAGCUAGAGCAAUUCUCCCUUGUUCAUCUAGCAUGGCAACACUUUCAGCAUCAGCACCAUUUCCCACUGUGACAUUAGACCUCACACACAACCCAAACCCAUUACAACUCCAAAGAACUCCUACCCCAUUCCAAGUACCCUUUCUCCCAGGACAACCUCAGAACUUUGGAUCUGGAGCAACCCCAUUAGCACAAGCUCAAGCACUUUAUAAUCAAUCCAAAUUCUCUGGUCUUCAGUUAUCUCAGGAAGUUGGAUCUUCCCAUGCUCCUAGACCGCUCUUACAACCAACCCAACAACCCUCACUGGCUGAUACAGUCAGCGCCGCCACCGCAGCCAUCACUGCUGACCCAAACUUCACCGCUGUUCUCGCUGCCGCCAUCUCCUCCAUCAUUGGUGGGGGUGCCCAAGCAAACAAUAGUAACAGCAACAACAACAAUAACAGGACUACAAUUAGCAGCUUCUCAGGAAACUGAGGCUUUUCCUUUUUGGUUCCUUUUUUUUUUUUAAUUUCGGGUUAAUAUCAUUUCUUAAACUUUGUUUUUUGUACAUGGGUAAGGGAAAAUGAAACCAUAUUCUUUGUAGUCCAUGUCUUGGGAGGGGGAUUAGAUCAGAAAACGUUUCAAUUUUUUUUUUUUAAUCAUUUCACCUUGAAUAAUGUUGCUUAUUUGAUUCAAAAUUCUCAUAGUAAAUAGACAGCGUAAAUGAAGAAACCUCUUUUAUCUUCUACCUUUGUUUUAUCGUUAUCUUUUUAUCUUGGCCUCCGUCCUUUCUGACAAUGUUGAAAACAACGUAGACGAUAACGCAUCCCUAAAAGAACAAAAAAAGAAAUAAAAAAAAAAGGAAAAAAUAAAUAGUGUACAAGUACAAACAGCCAAUAUUGAACAUGUUGCGAAGAAUAUUCGGAUUUUCUCAUUGGUCAAGAAAUACGGCCAUUACUGUUUGAUAUGGACACGUAGAAUUGGAAGUACUGGUAAUCUAUAGGUGGACUAAGCUAGGGUAAGCCAAGCUAGUGAGUUUCUCAGCAACUUCGUGUGCCCUUGGUGUACGUGGUAGUGAUU
Molecule: messenger RNA, 2312 nt
Organism: Abrus precatorius (Indian licorice)
Lineage: Eukaryota; Viridiplantae; Streptophyta; Magnoliopsida; Fabales; Fabaceae
Product: probable WRKY transcription factor 31
Exons: 6
Coding region: 63-1727 (554 amino acids)
Biological process (GO): regulation of DNA-templated transcription
Molecular function (GO): DNA-binding transcription factor activity; sequence-specific DNA binding
Source: RefSeq, a predicted model, not a curated record